Limanda limanda (common dab) is the source of this 1907-nucleotide messenger RNA. It is a transcript of the gene abhd4, whose product is annotated as abhydrolase domain containing 4, N-acyl phospholipase B. The record is from RefSeq and is a predicted model, not a curated record. Gene Ontology annotation, molecular function: phosphatidylcholine lysophospholipase A1 activity. NCBI's taxonomy places the organism in Eukaryota, Metazoa, Chordata, Actinopteri, Pleuronectiformes, Pleuronectidae. The transcript is spliced from 8 exons. The coding region runs from base 120 to 1214 and encodes 364 amino acids. Gene Ontology annotation, cellular component: lipid droplet.
GUUACAAAACACAAGCUGCUCUCUCACGGUGACUCGUUGUGUUUGUGUGGCCGGAGCAGAAAACGUGUUGUUCUCCUCGAUCGACUGAACUGGAUGUAAACACCGGGGCAUGUUGACAAAUGGAUCCCGGUUCAGCUCCGAUGCAGACCGACUGUGAGACCGAGGAAAACUCAGUUUGGAGCUGGUGGCCCUCAUGGCGUCCGACCUCCACGUCCCUCUUGAAGACAACCGAGUCCAAGAUUCUUGCCUGUAUUAAGAAUGACCUGUGGGCCCGGUUUGUGACGCUACCAAACCAGUAUCAGCUAUGGACAUUGACUCUCACCAACAAGAUGGUUCACAAACCUGCAGUCCCCAAGACUCCACUGGUGAUGGUCCAUGGCUUUGGAGGAGGGGUGGGGAUGUGGAUCAGGAACCUGGACGCGCUGAGCAGGUCACGGCCCGUCUACGCCUUCGACCUCCUGGGCUUUGGCAGGAGCUCCAGGCCUCCCUUCCCCUCAGACGCCGCCGAGGCAGAGGAGCAGUUUGUCGCCUCCAUUGAACAGUGGAGACAGUCUGUGGGCCUGGAGACCAUGAUCCUGCUGGGGCACAGUCUGGGGGGAUACCUGGCUACCUCCUACGCCAUCCAGUACCCUUCAAGAGUAUCACAUCUUAUCUUGGUAGACCCUUGGGGUUUCCCUGAGAAACCUGGUGCACAAACUGAGGCGAAUGGCGCUAAGGGGACAGAGACGGCAAAGAGGCCGGCACCUCCACGCUGGGCGAAAGCUAUUCUAGCGGUGGUUUCCCUCUUCAAUCCACUGGCUGUCAUUCGAGCAGCAGGCCCAUGGGGUCCGGGUUUGGUGAAUAAAUUCCGCCCUGAUUUCAAAAGGAAAUUUGAAGAUCUGUUCGAUGACGACACAAUGACGCAGUACAUCUACCACUGUAACGCACAAACCCCGAGUGGUGAAGUUGGUUUACGUGCCAUGUCGGAGUCUCUGGGCUGGGCCAAGAGGCCGAUGCUGCAACGGGUUGAGCUGCUGCCGCCCUCCAUGCCCCUCUCCAUGCUGUAUGGAGAAUCUUCCUGGGUGGACAGCUCAUCGGGGAACAGAGUGGCCCAGAUCAGGAACCAGGCCAACACCAAAAUGCUGCUGAUAAACGAAGCCUCUCAUCACUUGUAUGCGGAUCAACCAGAAGAGUUCAACAGAGCGGUUGAAAAUAUAUGUAACUCUGUUAACUGACUCCGUGUUUAUCUGUGUGUGUCUUCCUGUGCUUGUAUCUUUGUGAGGACCCUAGCAUAGACCCUACAAAGUGAGAACAUUUUUGGAAAGUGAGACAGUCCUCACUUCUUCAAAGGGCUGUUUGAGGGUUAAGACUUGGUUUUAGGGUAAGAGUUAGAAUCAGGUUAAAGUCAGGGUGAAGCAUUUAGUUGUGAUGGUUAAGGUUAUAGUAAGGGGCUAGGGAAUGCAUUAUGCCAAUUAGUGUCCUCACAAAGAUGGAAGUACAAACGUGUGUGUGUGUCUGCGCGUGUGCUUGUGUAUGCGCUGAAUGUAUAGACAGAGUCCAUGAUGGUGGUUUUAGCAGUGUAAUAUAUGCAUGUCAAGCAUCCUGGAUGUUGCUCUGUAACAAGUUAUUACUGGCAUCAAAUUGCUGUUUGGUAUUUAUUACGCCAAUUUAUUUAUAACAUGUAAUUUUUUUAAUCUGCAAUGUGUUCAUACAGAGCAUUAAAUGAUCCGAUUAAGCCAACACUGAAAUAAUGCCGCCUGUCUGUUACAAAGCAGACACCAGUCAACUGAUACGCACAUUUUAUAUAUACCUCACAUCAAACAUUAAUACACUGUAUGUUAUAUUUUCUUUGACUUCUGUACCUUUAUCACUGUAUUAAACAGAUGAUUGUGUUUUAUACAUUGAAAACAAUAAAAGCUUAUUUGACA